AUGGACGUCUCACUACACGCGCUUACAGAUUGCUACUGGGCUGUGCUGGCCGCUGCCGCCGUUGCGCGGCAGGUGUGCAAGGUGCUCGCGUGGCUGUUGCUGGGACCGCUGGUGGCGGUGUACGCGUACGACUUCUGCCUAUAUGUGCUGCGGCUGGCACGGUCGCUGGUGUUGCGCCCCCGAACCCGCGCGCUCUGCAAUCCGCGCUGGCUCAGGCGGCGGUUGACGAAGGACGAGACGGCAGCGCUGGUCGUGACCGGGGUAUGUAUCGUGACGAGCGACAGGGACUAG
This is a messenger RNA of Eremothecium gossypii ATCC 10895, 291 nucleotides long. RefSeq names its product ACR081Cp. Bases 1 to 291 code for a protein of 96 amino acids. The transcript has a single exon. NCBI's taxonomy places the organism in Eukaryota, Fungi, Ascomycota, Saccharomycetes, Saccharomycetales, Saccharomycetaceae. The record is from RefSeq and is marked provisional.